CGAAAGGUGGUGAGAAAACUCGACCUGCACACGGUUCCUUGUGUUAUGUUAUUAUACCUCGCAAACUUCAUUGAUAGAUCAAACAUUGGGAAUGCCAAAGUUGCUGGCUUGGAAAGAGAUCUUCACCUGAAAGGAAUCCAAUUCAACAUCGCUCUGAGCGCAUUCACAAUCAGUUAUGUGUUGGUCAAAAUUCCUUCAAAUCUUAUACUGCGCAGAGUGGGGGCUAAGAUCUGGUUGCCAUUCUUGGUUUUCUGUUGGGGGACGGUCACAAUCUUUUCGGCGUUCAUGACGAAUUUCGCCUCUUUGGUUGCUGUGAGAAUGAUGUUGGCGGUUUUUGAGGGUGGAUUGCAACCCGGAGUGAUAUUAUAUCUUUCAACAAUUUACAAAACUGACGAGCUACAGCUCCGAUUCGGACUAUCUUAUUGCAGCACUGCAUUGAGUCACAUUGUGGGUGGAUUCUUAGCGUUCGGCAUCCAACAUGGAAUGGAUGGUUUUGCUGGGAAGUCUGCUUGGUGCUGGAUAUUUAUCAUUGAGGGUAUCUUGACACUCUGUGUUGCCGCUUUUGUCUGGUUUUUCUUAUCCUCAAGUGUUGAGACGGCUCCUUAUCUCAACGCGAAUGAGCGCAGGUUUGCAGAGGUCGAGAUAGUUGAAGUAGAAACCUCGUAUGAAACUAAAGGACAAAUUUCUGAUACGGAAGUGUUCGAGUGGUCAGAAGUUAGAAGGGCCUUUGCGGAGCCACAAGUUUGGCUGCUUUUCUCCGCUUUACCCUACAUUCCCGCCUUAGUGACGGUAGUAGUAGGUGCUUUAUUGGCAGAUAGAUGGAGGUUACGUGGACCUAUCGUGCUUGUUUGCGUGCCUAUAGCUAUCAUUGGAUACUUGAUAUUAAUAUUUGCAGAACGCACCGAGAUACGCUACGCAGCAUUUUACCUAAUCCUAGCGGGUUUAUUUCCAGCUGUACCAUGUCUUGUGUGCAUUACCCCAAUCAACACUUCUGGUGGCACUAAACGAGCAACAUGUAUCGGAAUCCAAGGAAUGAUUCAGGCGAUUUCAAUAUUAACAGGACCUUUUAUAUACAUCAAGGGUGAACCUGUUGUAAAAGGACACACGAUCUCCCUUGGAUUAAUCUGUGCUACAUGGUGCCUUACAGCAACUAAUGUGUUGUAUUGUCGAUUCGAGAACUGGAAAAAAUCUAGUGGUCAA
Molecule: messenger RNA, 1200 nt
Organism: Melampsora larici-populina 98AG31
Lineage: Eukaryota; Fungi; Basidiomycota; Pucciniomycetes; Pucciniales; Melampsoraceae
Exons: 14
Biological process (GO): transmembrane transport
Cellular component (GO): membrane
Molecular function (GO): transmembrane transporter activity
Source: RefSeq, a predicted model, not a curated record